AUGCGCGCCCCCACAGCGGGGACUACAACUCCCAGCGUGCCCCGCGCGGGCGGCCUGGCGGAGCCGCGCGCUGAUUGGCUGCGGAGGAUGAAGCCCCUCAAAGGCGCCCAUUUCGCCGCCCAGAUGGACAGCGGGGAGGGCAUAGACAAGCUGCUCGCCGAGCUAAGGGGAGGUGCCUCCGACGCCAGCCAGACCUCCCGCCUGCGGAAAAGCCAGAUCUGCGACAAAGUCCUACGGAUUUGCGUCGAGCGGAUGGCCGAGCCUGGGGGCUGCCCGACACUCGCCACCAGCCUGGUGGCCGUGGCCAAGGAAGCGUGCCAGGGCUACCUGACGACCGUGCCGCAGCCCGCUCCCCUCUACCUGGAGAAGAUCCUCUACCACCUGCUGAGGAACGCGGCCGGCCGGGGCAGCGGCGAUGCCUGCUGGAGGGUGGCCGACCUCCUCCGUGCCCGCCUGCUGAGCUACCGCCCCGGCCAGGCGCCCUCCAAGGACUUCACAGCCAUCGCCUACAGCAGCUUCAGCGUCCUCUGGAGAGGGGCGGACACCCUGGCCGAGCCCGACCGGCCACAGGAGGAGGGUAGAGCCGUCCUCUCGGUCCGUCUGCGAGCCCUGCGCUUCCUCCUGCUGCUGGAGGAGGAUGGGGCGGCCUUGCUGCCGCUGCAGCCCCCCUUUUUCAUCUCCCAGACGGCGCAGCAGGCAGCUGCCGCUGCUGCCAUGUACGAAGCCCAGCGGGCGCCGUCCUCGGCUUUCCUCGGCCAACAGCUCGGGGACUGCUUACUUGCGGCUCUGCGGAAGGAGGCGGCGGAGCCCCCCACCCUCCAGCAAUCCCUCUGCUUCUUUGAGCUCACCCUGGAGCAGUGCCGGCACCUCUGCAAGAGCGGCUGGCACAGGGAGGCCGAGGAGGCGGUAAAGGACGCGAGGGGCUUCCUGGGGACCACCGGCAGCUCCACAGAAUCUUUCAGUGACCCCCUGUCCCUCCUGGAGGCCGGGAUCCAGCUGAGCCGGGUGCUGGCUGAGAGCGCUGGCUCCGCAGGGCCGCCCUUAUCCCAGGCUGCGGCAGCUCUCGGCGCGGCGGCGGAGGCCUCGGAGCGGUUGCUGAGGGUGCUGGCCGAGAGCUGCCAGUUCAUCGUCUGCUCCCUCGGCGACUAUGUGAAGAGGAGCAGGCAGCAGCGCUUUGGCUGGGAGGACGUGCUCGGCCUCUGUGCCUUCACCGAGGGGCACCGCCACGUUGUCCAGCGGCUGCUGGAGAGGGUUCCUCCCGACGGUGUCAAACAGAAGCUCAUGGUGAAGCAGCUGCUCUACCGCAGCCUCCAGCUCUUUGCCAGCGUGGCCUACGACGCCUUCCAGUGCUCCCAGCCGGCGGGCUGGCCGGGUCUGCAGCGGCUGACGGCGGGCUGCAGGAGGAGCGUGGUGUGGAUGCUGGAGGCGCUGGAGGGGCUCCCCGAGAGCGAGCGAGCCAAGUACCUCGACAUCACCGUGUUGUGCACGUUCAAGCUGGCCUACAUCUUCUACAGCCAGAACCUUCACGAGGAGGCCAGCUCCAUCUGCGAGCUCUUCUGCAAGAGUCCGCAGACAGCAGAUGCCUACGCGUAUCCAAAGAUUCCCCCGGAGAGGCUGCACAAAUGCUUCAGGCUGCAGGUGGAAAGCUACCGCAAGCUGGGGCAGCUGGAGAGAGCUCUGGCGUGUGUGGUGCAGUGGCUGGCCGCGCUGCGGGGCCGGAUCGGGGAGCUGCUGGCAGAGCCCGUCUCCCUCUGGGUCAGAGUCAAAACGGAUGCUGCAAAACAGGGAGCCGAGGAGUUACGGUUGCGGACCCUGAAGGAAGGCUUGGAGGGGCACAGCCUGGACACGGAGACCUUGGUGACCGUCCUCUUUGCGGAGCUGAAGGCCUACAAGACUGUCCGAGCCGACACGGGGCAGGAACGUUACAACGUCCUCUGCGAUCUGCUGGAGAUCUGCUCGGAGGAGAGCGGCCGCCUGCACGAGCGAGCUAUCGGCUUGACGGAGCUGGCCCAGGUCUUGUGCUACCACAGCUACGCCCAGCAGACGGACUGCUCCUCCCUGGACUCAGUCUGUGAAGCCUUGCGGCUGCUGGAGCUCGUGCCCAGGAGCGCCCAGAACCAGGACCAGCUCCUCGAUGACCGGGCACAGGCUCUGCUCUGGCUCUACAUCUGCACCCUGGAGUCCAAGCUGGAGAAGAGCAUAGAGAGGGACCAAAGAGCCAAAGCUCAGGGGCUGAAGAGCCUGGAUGACUUUGAGCCCAACGACCUCAACUAUGAAGGCAGGCUGCUGGAGGACAGGUUCCUGUACGAUGGCAUCUCCUUCAACCUGGUGACAGAGACCGGUGAGGAUGCUGUGGGGUCUGGGCCCUCGCUGAAGAGGCUCUCCGGGAGUGCCUGGCUUUGGGUCAGGCUGUCUCAGACCCGUGGUGUGCCUUCAGCUCUGUCCAAAAGCCUGGACGACGCCUUUGCCUUGUGGAAGCAGCUCCUGGCGACGCCGGGCAUCCCAGCCGUGCGCAGCCCUGAGCAGACUGUAGCCUCCCUGCACCUCCUGGCAGCUCUCUACAAGCUGAUGGGCAAGCCCUUGCAAGCCGUGGAGAGCUACCUCCUGGUCAGAGCCCUGUGCGGCGCGCUCGGGGACAGCCUGGGCACGGCCAGAGCCCUGUGCGAGGUCACCAAGCUGCUCUUCCAGCUGGAAUGCCCCAGCUACGCUCAGCUUUUCCUGGAGGAGAUGGAGUCCUGCCUGCAGAAUGCCGACAGCAGUGAUGAUUCCUACCUGCUGCUGCAGCAAACCUGCCUCCUGCUCCGCAGCCAGCUGUGCUGCGUCAACCACCGGAUUGAAGAGGGUCUCACCCUGUUGCUGGGGGUGCUCCAGAACCCGGCUCUGCAAAAAAUCACAAAGGUCUGGUACCUGCUGCGAGCCCACGUCCUUCAGCUGGUGGCCGUCUACCUGAGCCUCCCCGCUGCCCGCCUCUCGCCAGAGCUCCAGCAGUGGAUCUUUGUGCAAGGGUGGAAGACACCCGAGACGGCUCUCGCCGAAGCCCACAAGCUCUUCCGCAGCAUUGUCCUCCUGGUGACGGGCAGCAACCUGCUGUGCUGUCAGACAACAGCGUCCGACUUCCAGUUUGUAGAUUACGGGGACAACCUGCUGCUGAAGUGGCAAGUGCUGGCUGACAUGCUGGCCUGCUCGGAGCACCACGUGGCUCUCCUCAGCAGGCUGGAGGUGAUGUGUAAAGCUAAAGCCUUCUGCUUGGAGGCCGUCAAGCUGGCCAUGAAACUGCAAACCAUCCGGUGGUGUGCUUCCUUCCUGGUGCUGAAGGCCCAGCUGGAGCUGCAGCAGAACGAGCUGGAGCUGAGCCAUUUCGACCUCUGUCAGGCUCUCUUCCUCCUGGAGUCGGACACUGAGUUUAAAACCAGCAAGAAGCAGAAAGGCCAGACGAAGAUCCUGCCCAGGAAGGGCAAACGUGAGGACAAGAAGCCGCGGGACCCCACCUCUGAGCCCCCCAGGGAAGAGGAGAGUUUCCUGAAGGGCCCUGCAAUGGAGUUUGUGGCCACGGUGAGCACGCUGGAGAAGGCGGAUGCUCUCACCACCUCACCGGAGCUGAAGCCUGAGAGGAGGAAGAAACUGGCCUUCCUCACCCACCCGGCAGCCUGCCCGUGCCGCCUCUGCUCUGAUCUGGCGCUCUCGGCUGUCUGCCUGCGCUGGCUCCUCUCCUGCGCCCAGGGCAAGCUGGCAGCGGGCAGCGCGGCCGAGGGGCUGGGGCUGAUCCGUGCCACGCUGCCGCGCUGUGCCGCUGUGGCCGCCCGCUUUGCCUCCGUGCUGCGAGACAAGCUGUGGGGCGGCUCCGUCAGCCGGGACCUGCCUGCGCUGGAGCUGCUGGAUGAUCUGGUGGCCACUGGCUAUGCCAUGUUGGCCCUUCAGAGCCUGGCCAGCCCCCAGCUGGCGGAGGAGCUACAGGAGGAGCUGGAGACGGGACUGACCUUCCUGGCGGCCUGCAGACCCCACCUGCCCAGCCUGGAGGUCUCCAGGGCCAUCCUGCUGCUCGCCAAAGCCAUGGCCGCCGUUUGCCGCCUGGCCUCCAAGCACGGCGACUCUGUGGAUGGCGUUUUUGCCGGCUCUUGGACCUUGCAGCUGCCAACGCUGGCUCCGGCAGAGCCCGAAGUGGCAGCUGUGCCCCAGACCCUCAAGACAGACAAGGCUCAACCCCAAAGAUGCAAAACCAAGACGACGUCAGCCCCUGCCGUGCCCAAGCCCAGAGUGAAGAAGAGCCAGAGAGCGAAGCCCCCGGCUGUGCCAAAUGCCGACGACGUCUUUGCUCUGGGUGACUCGGACGGUGAGGUGGCCCCCAUCGUCAUCCGGCCGGUGACGGUGCCGUGCACCCCGUGCCAGAAAACCCACCCCCCCGCCAAGGCGCAGGCAGCCCCCGGCCCCAGGACUCCCUUCACCAUCUUCAACGAAUCCUCCCCGCCGGCUGGCAAGGCCCGGGUCCCGCGAGCGCCCAGAGUCUUGGGGAAAGUCAAGUCUCGCCUAAAGGUGACAUUCAGCGAUGACAGUGACAUGGAGGAUCCCGAAGCGGGGCGGACCCCCGCAGCUACCCGCAAGACAUCCUGCACCCAGAAAGCUCUGCCCCUCAAAUCCACGGCGUCCCAGGCGAGCUCACUGGGCUUUGGUGGCCAGAGCGGCAGUGCCCGGCCCCGGAGAGGGCGGCGGCCCCCCCGCCGAGCCGGGGCUGCGGAGGAGAAGAGGGAGCGGAUGACCCGCAGGGCUCCCAGCAAGAGAGCAGAGGAGGAGCGGGAGCUUCUGAGGGCCAUUGGGGAAGAGGAGAAGGUGGAGAAAGAGCUUGAGAUCAGCUUUGAGGUCUUGCGGGUCUCUGAGGAAGAGGAGGGAGCCCCAGGCAGGAGGCAGCUGCCUCCGCGCAGGCAGAAGGGUGCAGAUGGAGAGCACAAGGUCCUGCAGCAAGAGGCUGGCGAGGACGCCCUGGCAGCGCAGUGGCCGGGCAGCGGGGACCCCCUGCGCCUGGAGGGGACCCUCUCCUCCGCCCUGCCCACGGCUGACGACACCUCCUCGCUGGACGCUGUCCUCAAGCUCCUGAAAGAUGCUUUCAGCUGCAUCAGCCACUGCCCUCCCGGUGCGCUCUACAGCCAGCUCUGCCAGCUCCUGGCUCUGGCCACGGGGAACCAGGACCCCCUCUCCACCGCGUACCUGCUCUCCGAGUCGGUCUCCGUCACCACUCGCCAUCAGCUGCUCAGCGUCAUCCACAGGAAGAUUCACAAAGAGAAGAAGUCGGCGGGGGACGUGGCCGAGCAGCUCCGUGGGCUCUCCUUGCAGGAGAGGAGCGCUGCCCAGUGCAGCCACCACCUCGCCGAGCUUGAGAGACUCUUCAUGUUCUGCUCCACGGGGCUGGGGUCUGAGGUGCGGGACGGCUUCCGGACGCAGCUGCAGCAGAUCCCUGGCGGGGUGACGGUGUGCGUGUUGACCCUCACCAGCAUCCAGCCCGGCUCUGUAGGGGACACGCUGCUGCUGACGCGGCUGGAGAAGGGCGCAACUCCCGUCACCAUCCGCAUCCCCACUGCGCUUGACAAGGCCCUGCUGCGCUCGGUGCUGAGCGACUUUGACGCCAUCCAGAAGGAGCAGAAGGAAGCCAACAACUGCACAGACAAGCAAGACUGGUGGCGACGCCGCUCCGAGCUCGACUGCAGGAUGAAGAGCCUCAUCGAGACCCUGGAGACGCAGGUGCUGGGCUGCUGGAGGGGUGCCCUGAUCCCCACCGGCCCCGAGCCCGGUCUGGCAGAGGAAGCCGCUCGCUUGCACCCCCAGCUCUGCCGGUGUGGCUGGAGGCACUCGGAUCCCACCCUGCUCCAGGUGGUGCUGAAUGCCGCUCCCCUCCUUGGCCCCGGCGAUGUGCAAGCCCUGGCCUUCGGCCUCUGCCCAGGGAAGCCCCGCAAGGCUCAGCUCCUCUUGCAGGAGGCGGUGGAGAAGCGGCGAGCCUGCGCCACACAGACUGGCGGCUCUCUCGUCCUGGUGCUGGAUAAGCACCUGCAGAAGCUGCCCUGGGAGAGCAUGGCGUGCCUGAAGGCUGUGCCAGUCACCAGGCUCCCUUCCCUGCGCUUCCUGCUCAGCUACUCCCUGGCACAGAAGCAGGCGGGGUCUGUGCUGAGCCGCGGCGUGAACCCCAGCAGCACCUUCUACGUCCUCAACCCGCACAGCAACCUCUUGGGCACCGAGGAGCGAUUUCGGGGCUGGUUCGAGAGCGAGCCCGGCUGGAGGGGGGUGGCCAGAGCCGUCCCGAGCCCGGAGCAGAUGCAGGCAGCCCUCCUGGAGCAUGACCUCUACAUCUACGUGGGGCACGGAGCGGGCGCCCGCUUGCUGGACGGACAGACCAUCGCCCAGCUGGAUUGCCGCGCCGUCACCCUGCUCUUUGGCUGCAGCAGCGCUGCGCUCGCCGUCCGCGGCAGCCUGGAGGGCUCCGGCAUCAUCCUCAAGUACAUCAUGGCCGGCUGCCCCUUGGUCCUGGGGAACCUGUGGGAUGUGACGGACCGGGACAUCGACCGCUACGCCCAGGCGCUGCUGCAGGGCUGGCUGAGGGGGGGCUCGGGCGCCCCGUUCCUCUCCUACGUCGCCCAGGCUCGCCAAGCCCCCAAACUCAAGUACCUCAUCGGGGCGGCCCCCGUUGCCUACGGGCUGCCCGUCUGCCUGCAGUGA
Molecule: messenger RNA, 6699 nt
Organism: Nipponia nippon (crested ibis)
Lineage: Eukaryota; Metazoa; Chordata; Aves; Pelecaniformes; Threskiornithidae
Source: RefSeq, a predicted model, not a curated record